Molecule: messenger RNA, 6028 nt
Organism: Mya arenaria
Lineage: Eukaryota; Metazoa; Mollusca; Bivalvia; Myida; Myidae
Product: annexin A6-like
Exons: 23
Coding region: 115-3462 (1115 amino acids)
Cellular component (GO): cytoplasm
Molecular function (GO): calcium ion binding; calcium-dependent phospholipid binding
Source: RefSeq, a predicted model, not a curated record
CCGCGGUUGUGCAGGUGCGCGAGCUCUUCAAUGCGGAGGUUUUGUAAUGGCAUAUCUUGACAACAACAAACAUCUUGUAAACAAUUUUAAUUUGAAGAUACACACAGAGAAGUCAUGCCUAGUGCUGGGGCAGUUUGUCCCCCUACCGUCACCCCUCUUCGGAGGCCCAUAUACGGCCAGUCAUCAACACAUGUUGACACCUCAACACUCAUAGAAAUAGUCUGUGAAACACCACAUACGAAAAUAUACUUCACAGCAGAUGGAGCCAAGCCUAAUCCACGUCAACGUAAAAUUGGUGGGCGCGUUGUUACUCACAGAUACACAGACCCAUUUACUCUGAAAGAUGGAAAAAGAGUUUUAAAAGCCAUUGCUGUUUCCAGAGAUGGGAGAGAGAGUGAUGUGAUCACACGAACAUACAAUGUAGAUGACAUUGGCAAGAUCAACGCAAGCCCCAUCCCUGUCACCUCAACUUCUGCAUCGUCUUCAUCUGACCAUGACUCCUCUGACAUGUAUGACUCUGAUGGCUGGGGGCUGACAGAUUCCACUCUAAGAAGCAGCAAUUCCAGCAAAUCCAAGAAGAAAAGCAAACCCAAGAAAAAGAGCAAAUCGCCCACACGCACUCUACGUUCAAGGUCAAGAUCAAAGUCACCCGGUCGAGCACCGAAAGAAGCUUGGGCGAGUGCUGGGAUUACGCAGUCAUUAAACUCAGGGGCAUUUGGAGAGAAUACACAUCCAAACCCGCCAAUUCCUGAUGGUCCCUUUAACCCGACCAACUACUCAGGGACUCAGAUAAAUGUGUGGGGAGGUGCCCCACCCCCUUUCGUGCAGGGUGGGACACCCGGGGCCGUAAAUUUUGGUCAGCCUAACCUGUGCAACCCAUACACAACACAGUAUGGCUACCUCACUGAAAACAUGGUCCAGAAUUGCAACCCAAACACCAAACAUGUGACAGUUGGCGACCUGAAAAACAUGAUGCGAAGUCGUCAGCCUCCGCCCCAGCCUGCAGUUGAGGCCCCUCCUCCACCUCCAGAGCCUCAGAAAAUUGAGGUGCCCGUGUGGAAGGAUCCCCCACUGAACCCUGUCAGCCCCGGAGGAGGUGACUACAAGGGGAACCUUCUCCAUAUCUACGCACAUCUUAUUGACUUUGCCAACAACCAUAAGGACUUCAGACACCCAAUAUCCGAACCAAAGAUGGGCAAGGUUUUGGAAGCCAACUUCAAAGAUGAGCAGGACUGCUAUGAGCUUAGACUUGUUGUUGCAAAACCAGGAAUACCACGAGGGUCUGUUCGUAAACCCCCAAAGGUUGAGAAGAAGAAGAAAGUUGAGCCACCUAAGCCCAAGAAGGAAGAAAAGAAAAAAGAAGAGCCCCCAAAACCAAAGCCCAAGAAACCUCCAACACCGGAGAAGGACCCAUUCUUUGCUAUGGAGACGGAGAACUUGAACCAAGAGGGCACAGUUAAGGCGUAUGCUAAGUUUAACGCUGAGCAGGAUGCGGAGGUUCUCCACAAGGCAAUGAAGGGUUUGGGUACUGACGAGGAGGCUAUCAUAAAUGUUGUCUGCUACCGCUCCAACACUCAGAGACAAGAGAUCGUCUCCACAUACAAGACCAUGUUUGGAAAGGAUUUGAUAGAGGAUGUGAAGGGAGACCUGAGUGGUCAUUUUCUGGACACAAUUAAGGCCCUUCUGAUGGCUCCGGCUGAGUAUGAUGCCUACCAGCUGAGAAAGGCCAUGAAGGGCCUCGGAACGGACGAAGAUGUGCUCAUUGAGGUCCUCUGUACACGGUCUAAUGCCCAGCUCAAGGAGGUGAUACGGGUGUACAAAGAAAAGUUUAACCGUGAUUUGGAGAAAGAUAUUAUAUCGGACACGUCUGGCCACUUCAAGAAACUCCUUGUCUCUCUGGUACAGGCUAACAGGAGUGAUAGUAGUGAGGUUGACCGAAACAAGGCGAAACAAGAUGCUAAAGACCUGUACCAGGCAGGAGAGAAAAAGUGGGGAACAGACGAGUCCAAGUUCAACACCAUUCUUGUGACACGCAGCUACCCUCAGUUAAGGGCAACUUUCGAGGAAUACAAGAAUGUUUCAAAGAAAGAGAUCGAGGAAGCACUUAAGAGCGAGAUGUCUGGAGACCUGUUACGAGGGAUGCUUACUGUGGUGAGAUGUGUGAAGAACAAGUUCAGCCACUUUGCGCGACAGCUCCAGAAGACAAUGAAAGGGAUCGGCACAGACGACGAUACACUCGUGCGCGUGGUCGUAUCUCGGUGUGAGAUUGACAUGGUGCAAAUUAAGGGAGAAUUCCAGACACUCACCAGUCAGACAUUGGAACAGUACAUAGCUGAUGACAUAUCAGGUGACUACCGGGAUGCCAUUCUUGCACUGGUUGUUGGUGGAGACCCCCCAGACACUUCUUCUAAAUCUGGCCAGGGUUUUGUUGAGGCAGUGAAGCAGAAGACCGAGGAAGAAUUAGAUGAAGAUAUACGUAUGGAGUCUGAGCCCCCACAAGAAGACCCCACACUUGUUCCGGCAGAAAAUUUUAAUGCAGAGACUGAUUGUGAUGUCCUCAAGAAGGCAAUGAAAGGAUGGGGCACUGACGAGGCUGCCAUCAUCAAGGUCCUGGGUUACCGAUCAAACGAACAAAUGCAGCAAGUCGUAAGCUCAUACAAGACCAUGUUCGGUAAAGAUCUGAUUGCCGAACUAAAGAGCGAGAUUAGCGGAGGAUUUGAGAAACUUGCUGUGGGCUUGUGUAUGUCAUCGGCUGAUUUUGAUGCCAUGAAUUUGCAUAAGGCUAUCUCUGGUUUGGGGACGGAUGAGGAUGUACUAACCGAGAUUAUCUGCACAAGAUCAAACAAACAACUAACUGACAUCAAGGCUGCCUAUAAAGCCAAAUACAAUGUAGAGCUGGAGAAGGACGUGAUAGGUGACACAUCAGGUGACUACAAGCGUAUAUUGGUGGCGUGUCUGCAGGCCAACAGGCCGGAGGGACUGGAGUUUGAUAGGACGAAGGCCAAACAGGAUGCCCAGGCACUGUUCGAUGCUGGGGAGAAGAAGUGGGGCACGGAUGAAUCAAGAUUCAAUGUGAUUCUAGCAUCAAGAAGCUACCCACAACUGCGUGCCACAUUCCAGGAAUACGCCAAGAUUGCCAACAAAGACAUUGAAGAUACGAUAAAGAAUGAGAUGUCAGGAGAUCUGAAGAAGAGCAUGUUGUCUAUAGUUCGCUGCAUCAGGAGCAAGGCAGGCCACUUUGCUAACGAGCUUCACAAGUCUAUGAAGGGUCUGGGCACAGACGACGACACUCUGUGCCGCGUUGUUGCCUCACGGGCCUCCGUUGACAUGGUGCAGAUCAAACAGGAAUUCCAGAAAAUGUUUAAACAGACCCUUGGCAUGUUUAUUGCUGAUGACUUAUCUGGUGAUUACAAGAAGUUGGCGUUGGCGCUCAUUCGGGAAGAAAGUGCUGGCGGGAAGUAAUAGAUAGAUCUGCAGAGAAUAUAGCUGAUAUUACCCCAUUGCUUUAAUUCUUUUAGGAACUAUUUACAAUUAGAUAUAGCAUUUUCAUUUGCUAUUGAAGUUGGUAAUAAUGUAAAAUAUUGAAAUGAAUUUGGAGCAGAUAUCAAGUGAGUGGAUUUAGUUUGUCUCCAAUGUUUAUUCAACUUGCAUUUACUGGUUAUGAAAAAAGCUACCAGGACCAUUGCUUUAUAACUUGUACAUGUAUUUUAUUUUGGAAGUGGAUACCUGUAACUAGCUUGCAGUUUAAAUUGAUAAUCUUAUUUAGAAUUAAGUUGAACAUAUAUUAAAAUCUGUUCUUCAGCAUUUAGUUUACACUUGAUAUUAAAUUGACACAUUACGAAAAAUGACAAGCAUUAUUACCGGAUAGUAAACAGCAUUGUCACACAAUAUGUUUCAAUCAGUAACUGACUGGACUUACAGUUGUACACAGUGGUUUUGGGAUGACGUUCAUUUAAAAGGCCUAACUUAAAAGGGUUGUUUAAUUUUUUAUUGAUAAUUAUAAUGAUGAUUUGUUUACAUAAGGCAAACAACUACUUGAAUAAACAAGUAUAGAGCAACUAUACUGUCAAAUUUAUUUAUGGUAUGUUUUAGUUUCGAAUAAGAUUAUCACUUUAAUAAAUAUGAACAUUCAGAGAAGUCCACUUAUCAGUUUAGAGAUUGAUGAUCAUAAUCGUAUGUACAUGGAGAUUUAGAUCAGAUUAUAUAUUACCUUUAGUCAUGUUAAACUAUUAUUAUACAAAAAUAGUUCAAUGGCUUACAGAGUUUUUUGUCAUGUUAUUGUUAGUUUUUUGUCAGAUAUUUGUUAAAUUUGUUAGAUUUACUGCCAGAAUAAUAUUCAUUUUGACCCACACUAAUUCCGAAAAUUUGCUUCCAAUUAAUUUAUAAUCAGGUCAUAACGGUGCUUGUUUCGAGUGUUACAAAACCCCUAAAUAUUUUCUUAUGUUUCACUAGUCAAGGACUCGAGAGUCAUACAAUUUGAUAUUUGUGUUAAUUGCCCUACUAAUUAAGCAUGAAACUUUUUACUGAAAACUGAGAACAUCUUCAUUAUGAAGAAUGUGUCAUGUGAUAAAGAGAAUCUUAUAUUCGUUGCCAUUUAAAACAAACAAGAGUGUCCUUCGGGCCCUGGAUCGCUCACCAUAUACAAGAAACUCUGGCCAAGGAAUUUGGUCAGGUUCGGCCCAUGAUAAACUUUGGCAAACAUGGCAGAGAUUGUAUGGUUUUACAUUUCAUUUCAAAUUGGAUAUGGAAUGGUAAAUAUUUAAGAUACUAAAAAUGGUAACAAUGUUAAAAAUGGUGUUUUAUAUGAUAAAUCAUGGAAAAUAAUUCUUGACUCCUGGUCAGAUUCUUUCAAUAAUAAUACUUGGCCGAGAUUAUAUGAUCAUGCAUUUUUAUAUUAAAUAGGAUUAGAAUUGAUGAGGGUGAUAGAGUGGUUACAAUGGUACAUACAUUUAUUUAACAACCUUUUGAUCAGAUUUUUCCGAUUGUCAAACUUACCAUAUGCAUUAUGUCCAAGUCUAAAUAAGAUUGGUUCAGAUUUGUUGACGCUAAUGAACUAUUUGUGGACAAUGAAUGGUUGCUGGUCAAAUGGUGAUCACAAAAGCUCACCUUUGACCACUUACUGGUAUAUUAAUGUGUGUGUUAAAUGGCAACUCUUGUAAGAUCCUAUAGUUAUAUAAAAUGCCUGUCUGCUAAACUCAUAAGUCCUAUUUGUUUUCAGCAAAAUUAAGAACAUUAAUAUAUUCUAUUGAUUUUUUUUUCAUUCUAGUUUGAUAACAUGUUUUUAUGCUGUUUGUGACAAUUUUAACAUUUUAGCUGAUAAGGUAUAAUAGAUUUUGUAAAAGCAAAGUUUUAAGAUAACUAAUAGAUAUUUACACAAGUUUAUCAUUUACAACUGUUUUAAAGGACAUUUUUACAGUUACCUAUACAAUUAAACCUUUAAAAUUAUGAAAUUGUUUCCUGAGCUACAUGUAAACUUAACAUAUUGAUUUUUUUUUUAAGUGUCUUCAUACCCCACAAACUUUGUUCAAAGGGGCCAAAAUAUUGGAGUCACCAUACAAUGUUGGUCAGUCUGUUGGCAAAUAUUUGUGGAGUAAAAGACUCCAAAAGUUUUACAAUUUCCUUAAAGUUGUGUCCUUGAAUAGGAGCAGCCGACUCUAUGUUGAGUUUCAUGCUUGUGAACAUCAUUGCCAUAUUGGGGAUUUUUGAUUGACGUUGUGGCAUAUACUAUAUCAAAUUGACAAAAUCCUCACACGUCUUUAAUGAAAUUUUUCAACAUUUGCCCCAGUCAGUCAAUAACAUACUGUAUGUAGGCAAUGUAUGGGGGUAUUCAUCAUUCCUGUGAUAGCUCUAUUUUCAUUUGUUGUACCGUGAUAGUAAUUUAUUGCUUUUGUAAUAUUUAGAACGUUUUAUUUUGCUGCGUGUUAUAAUUUUUAAGAAAUAUUUACAUUUAUCUUACAAGUUGUUUAGAUUCUUGUACAUUUAAGCUGGAAGUCUGUUGUAGUUAAACAUUUAAUAAUAAAAAUAUUGA